This is a messenger RNA of Peronospora matthiolae, 582 nucleotides long. NCBI's taxonomy places the organism in Eukaryota, Oomycota, Peronosporomycetes, Peronosporales, Peronosporaceae. The record is from the annotation of a GenBank genome assembly.
AUGGACGCCUCCUCCCUCCGCAUCUCCAAGUUCGAUGGAACUAACUUCCACGCCUGGAAGUUCAAGAUGCAGAUGGUGCUGGAGGAACGGGACCUAUGGGAGGUCGUCAGCGGUGAGAUCAAGGCGGAACAGUGCGAGACUCAGUUGGACCAAGCGACGUACAAGAGGAAGUCAAGAAAGGCGAUGGCAGUGAUCUGUCUAGCCAUGGAAGAUUCCCAGCUACCGUUGGUCCGGUCGGCAAGUGGUGCAUGCGACGCAUGGUCAAGGUUGGAAGACCACUUCGAGAAGAAGAGUCUUGCCAACAAGCUGUUCUUGCGCCGUCGCUUCUUCACGACAAUGAUGGAAGAAGGCGACGAUGUGCUCGAACACAUCAACAAGCUCAAGACGCUGGCGGAACAGCUAGAAGCGGUGGGGGCUCCAGUCUGCGAGGACGAUCUGGUGAUCACACUCCUCGGCAGCCUGAGUGACUCGUAUCAAUUCUUGAUCACAGCUUUGGAGUCGCGCUCAGACACUCUUAGCUGGGAGCUCGUGACGUCUCGACUGCUUCAUGAAGAAAUGAAGCGGAAGGAGCAAGGGAAGUAA